Messenger RNA from Mangifera indica (mango), 2424 nucleotides. RefSeq names its product heat shock protein 90-1-like. The transcript is spliced from 4 exons. The record is from RefSeq and is a predicted model, not a curated record. Gene Ontology annotation, molecular function: ATP binding; ATP-dependent protein folding chaperone; ATP hydrolysis activity. Bases 158 to 2251 code for a protein of 697 amino acids. NCBI's taxonomy places the organism in Eukaryota, Viridiplantae, Streptophyta, Magnoliopsida, Sapindales, Anacardiaceae. Gene Ontology annotation, cellular component: perinuclear region of cytoplasm; cytosol; plasma membrane. Gene Ontology annotation, biological process: cellular response to heat; protein stabilization; protein folding.
GAGCGCAAAGUCUUCUCAGCUCUCUAGUAUAACUACAUCCAAUUCUUGAUCUGCGUACAUCUUGGCUCUAAACUCUCUUGUUGUGCAAGAUCCUUCUCUUCAAUCAAUCAACUUCCUUGGUUUCUGAAUAUUACUAUUCUUUGUUUCGUGCGGAGCAAUGGCGGACGCUGAGACAUUCGCUUUCCAGGCAGAGAUCAACCAGCUGUUGAGUUUGAUCAUCAAUACUUUCUACAGCAACAAGGAGAUCUUUCUUCGUGAACUCAUUAGUAAUUCUUCUGAUGCCUUGGACAAGAUCAGAUUUGAGAGCUUGACUGAUAAGAGCAAGCUCGAUGCUCAGCCAGAGUUGUUCAUUAGACUCGUGCCUGACAAGGCUAACAAGACUCUCUCUAUAAUUGACAGCGGCGUCGGGAUGACCAAAGCUGACUUGGUGAAUAAUUUGGGUACAAUUGCGCGAUCUGGAACCAAGGAAUUUAUGGAAGCUUUACAGGCUGGGGCUGACGUGUCCAUGAUUGGUCAAUUUGGCGUCGGUUUCUACUCUGCUUACCUUGUUGCAGAGAAGGUUAUUGUCACCACAAAGCACAAUGACGAUGAGCAGUAUAUCUGGGAAUCACAAGCUGGUGGCUCCUUCACUGUUACAAGGGACAUUAGUGGAGAGCCACUUGGCAGGGGUACCAAGAUGACUCUCUUCCUCAAGGAGGAUCAGCUUGAAUACUUAGAAGAGCGGAAAAUUAAGGACCUUGUGAAGAAACAUUCUGAAUUCAUUAGCUACCCCAUUUACCUCUGGACUGAGAAAACAACUGAGAAAGAAAUUAGUGACGACGAAGAUGAUGAAUCUAAGGUGGAAGAAGGUGCUGUUGAAGAGGUUGAUGAAGAGAAAGACACCAAAUCAAAGAAGAAGAAGAUUAAGGAGGUUUCUUAUGAAUGGCAGCUAAUCAACAAGCAGAAACCCAUCUGGUUGCGCAAGCCAGAAGAGAUCACCAAGGAGGAAUAUGGUGCUUUUUACAAGAGCUUAACCAAUGACUGGGAAGAGCACCUUGCUGUCAAGCAUUUCUCUGUUGAGGGUCAGCUUGAAUUUAAGGCCAUUCUCUUUGUCCCUAAAAGGGCACCAUUUGAUCUCUUUGACACCCGCAAGAAGAUGAACAACAUCAAGCUCUAUGUCAGGAGGGUGUUUAUUAUGGACAACUGUGAGGAGCUUAUGCCUGAGUACCUUGGAUUUGUCAAGGGUGUUGUUGAUUCUGAUGACUUGCCACUCAACAUCUCUCGUGAGACGCUGCAACAGAACAAAAUUCUGAAGGUAAUCAGGAAGAACCUUGUGAAGAAAUGCAUUGAAAUGUUUAAUGAGAUUGCAGAGAACAAGGAAGAUUAUAACAAGUUCUAUGAGGCUUUCUCAAAGAAUUUGAAAUUGGGUAUCCAUGAAGACAGCCAGAACAGAGCCAAGUUGGCUGACCUUCUCAGGUACCACUCAACCAAGAGUGGCGAUGAGUUGACAAGCUUCAAGGAUUAUGUCACCAGGAUGAAAGAAGGUCAGAAGGACAUCUACUACAUUACUGGUGAAAGCAAGAAGGCUGUGGAGAACUCUCCGUUCUUGGAGAGACUCAAGAAGAAGGGCUAUGAAGUCCUCUUCAUGGUUGAUGCAAUUGAUGAAUAUGCAGUUGGUCAGUUAAAGGAAUAUGACAGCAAGAAGCUGGUUUCUGCUACAAAGGAAGGAUUGAAACUCGAGGACGAGACUGAGGAAGAGAAAAAGAAGAAAGAGGAAAAGAAGUUGUCUUUUGAAAACCUUUGCAAGACAAUUAAGGAAAUCUUGGGCGACAAAGUUGAGAAGGUGGUUGUUUCUGACAGAAUUGUCGACUCCCCUUGCUGUUUGGUGACUGGGGAGUAUGGCUGGAGUGCUAACAUGGAGAGGAUCAUGAAGGCUCAAGCCUUGAGGGACAACAGCAUGGGCUCAUACAUGUCAAGCAAGAAGACAAUGGAGAUUAACCCUGACAACGGAAUCAUGGAGGAGCUUAGAAAGCGAGCUGAGGCUGACAAGAAUGACAAGUCGGUUAAGGAUCUAGUGAUGCUGCUAUUUGAGACUGCUCUGUUGACAUCUGGGUUCAGUCUCGAUGAACCAAACACAUUCGCCUCGAGGAUUCAUAGGAUGUUGAAAUUGGGCCUCAGCAUAGACGAGGAUGACACUGCAGAGGAUGACACUGACAUGCCGGCUCUGGAGGAAGAUGGUGCUGAGGAGAGCAAGAUGGAGGAGGUUGACUAGUUUUAUUGUGUGCAAUAGUUGUAUUCUUCUGCAUUUGGGUGUCUAAUGAGUCAUUCGAGUGUCUUGUAAGUUAUCAUUGUCUUGUUUCGUUUUGCAAGGUCUUAAACUGGUGUUAGUAACUCGUUGUCCCAUUUGUAGCUUGCCAAAGUGCCAAUGUAAGGCUGUUUCACUAA